UUCGGGGCCUGAAAUUGCCCAUAAUCUUGUGCAAAUCCAUUUUUAAAUAAAAUUCGAAAUUGCUGAAAGUAAUAAGUUAUGCAAUACAUUUUUACGUAGACGUACAAAUGUGCGUUUCAUUUAUGAAGUGAGUGAAGUUAAUUGAGUGACAAGCGAUCAAUCUUAAGAGCAGCAAUGGAUACCGUAUCGGAUAUUGUUUUCGUUAACCGCGACUAUCAGGCCCAAUCGAAGGCCUCCGAUGAGAUCAGUGUUUCCCGCGGUGAUCUGGUCGAACUUAUAACUACAAAAUCUGCAGAAAAGUCAAGAUGCUUUGUACGAAUAUUCGAUAGUGGGGAUAAUCCAAAGGAGGGCUGGGUGCCGAUUGAGAUUCUAGAAUUUAAUCCAACCAUGAGUAGCUCGAAUGGAAAAGAUAAUGGGGAUGCGGAGUUUAGGAAGCAAACAAUUCUUAGAGAGCUGGUGGAAACGGAGGAGGAGUUUUCCAGGGAUUUGCUCCAUGUGGUAGAAAAGUACAUAAAGGGUAUUGACAAGCCGGUAGUGCCCAGAUCUGUGCGGGACAACAAGGAUAUUAUCUUUUGUAAUUUCCUACAAAUAGCUGAGUUUCACAACAAUGUGCUUAAGGAAGGUCUCAAGUGCUACAGUAACCAGACGAACAUGGUGGCCAAAACCUUUCUGCGGUUGGAAAGGGACUUUGACAAGCACGUGGUUUAUUGCCAAAAUGAGCCCUUGGCGCAGGACUACUUGAGCACUAAUCCGGAGGCCAGGAAAUACUUUCAAGAACUUUCAAAACAACUUGGUGACGAUAAAUCUCUGUCAGAACACCUGAAACUCCCCAUCCAGAGAAUAAACGACUAUCAACUUUUGUUCAAGGACUUUAUUAGGUACUCGCUAAGCUUGAAAGAGAACGUUAAAGACUUGGAGAGGGCUCUAGAGUUAAUGCUUAGUGUGCCCAGUAGGGCCUACGACAAUAGAUAUCUUUCUAGCAUCGAGGGCUGUCGGGGUAACAUCUACAAGUUGGGUCGCCUCCUGCUCCACGAGUGGUGCACCGUCGUUGAUAAGGACGGCAAGGCGCACGAUCGCUACUGCUUCCUGUUCAAGUCACGCAUUUUGGUGACCAAGGUCCGUAAGAUAACCGAGAACCGGUCCGUAUUCAUUUUGCAAAACAUCGUAAAGCUGCCGCUGUGCAACAUCGAGCACAAGGCCGACGAGAAGCACAUCCAUUUGAGUCUCAAAGCACCGGACGCCAACUCGAUCCUUCCGCUUAACCUUAAGCCCCACGGCCCGGAGUCCCAUUUGACCUGGUUCAAUGAGAUAUCCAGCCACAUUAAUCAGGACGUAACCCUGCAAGAGCACAAUGCCGAUGACCUGAAGGUCGAUGCCUCUCAAAUCGCGACUGAAAGUGAGCUUCUACUCCACCUUCCGCAACGGGCCGAGGCCCACGAUCCGACUGCGAGUGUUAGGCCCUCGGAUGUGGCCGAGAACUAUUUCCUGAGCAAGGAGACCAAAGAGCGCCUUCAGCUUGAACAGCAGGAACUGCUGAAGCUCGAGCAGGAAGCCAUAGAGCUGUACAAGAAACAGCAGUCCUCGAAGUCCGUUCAGAUCUCUAGCUCCCAGGUGAAGACCAGUUCGGAGGUGCAAAGCAAAGUUGAAGAGGUCAAGAGCGUGGCCAAGCCACCCGAGACAGUUUCAAAGCCCAAAGAAGCUCCCAUCAAGGAAGUUGCUCCUUCGCCACCUAGUGCGCCCACUCCGCCUCCGGCACCUCCCAAAGAGGUGACACCAGCUCCGGCAAAGAAAGUUUCUCCUGUAAAGGAGGCCACCCCCGCUAAGAAGGUUUCUCCGGUUAAAGAAGCUUCUCCGCCUCUGCCACCCAGACAGCCUGAGCCUGUGAUUGCUUCUUCUUCGCCUCCUCUCAAGGAGCCCCCGCCAGCUUCACAUUCCAAGGAAGUCGAAGCUCCAAAGUCGCCCGAAACAGUCGCACCGGUCCAGGUCCAAGAAACCAAACAGACUGUGUCCGUAUCCAAAGAAGUUACCAGCACCGAGUCUAGUCAGUCCAUAAAGCAAGAGGUUGUAGUCGAGGUCGCGGAAGAGACCCUUGAGAUUGGUAAGCAAGCCGAAGAAGUGAAGCAAGCCAGAGAAACGUCACCAUACUCGAUUCCAAAGAUCCAAGUUUACCGUCCCGUAGAUAGCGUUAACACCUCCGGUAACCUUGUGGUAACCAAGCACAAGCCCAUCGAGCUAAAAGACAUUGUCGGCUACAGCGAAUCCCUGGUGGAUAGCGACACCGUGCCGGGGGGUUCGCAGGGCCGAUCGCCGGGGUACACCGCUAACAUAACCGACCACGCUUCACUAACCAUCUGGAACAAUCGCCUGGCCAAUAUCGCCGGCGAUCGCAAUGGGGUUAACCAGCAUUUGCAGCAGUCUGGCCCCCCGCCGCCGCCCAUUCCGCCAAACUUUACGCGCAUGCCCGGCUUCUUCCAGCCGCUUCCCCGCAUCGCUUACGAAACGACCAUCGAGAUACUAAUUGUUAAGGCACGCCCCCCUUCACCGCCCCCGCCCCCGCCGCCGACCAUCAAACGCGUUCUAGUCCAUACUGAGAGUCUAGAGCAGAAGACGCAGAACUUCUUUGAGGGCAUCUACGAUGUGUCCACCUCGGACACAUCGCUGCGCAAUGCCAAGCAGAAGAUGCGCAGCAUUAAAAAUACGGUCCUCAAGUCGAAGGACUCAACCAAUUAUGCCCAGGACACGGUCCAGAAGGCAAAAGCUCGCGAUUUUCUGCACAUUUUCACCCCGCCCGUUAAAAAACGCCCCAUUUACGAGAUCGUUGAGGAGCCGGUUAAUAUUUUUGAGCUCGAAGGCGAUUAUACUGAGUCUAUUGCUGACGAUUUCAGAGAGCCAAGUGCCGAUUUUGAAGCCAGGGGCCAAAGCGUCGGUGGUAUGGAUGAUUAUUAUUCUGGCUAUUCUGGCUACUCCAAACGGCGCUAUGAAAGUAAGACCCGGGACUACGAUAGGGGAACCUCCUACGACAGCACCGUAGAGAGAUCUCAGUAUGGAAUAAGCUCUCGGCGCGAUCGCAGUUCCAUUGACAAGGUCGAAGCCCGUUCAUCGCUUUUGGCCACCGGCCGGACAGAUAGUAGCCGGGCAGCUAGCCGGGCCGAAAGCCGUGCGGAAAGUCGCGCCUCCUACUCGGUUGCCGAAUCUCGUGCCGGAAUCCGGUCGUCGUCCCGCCUUCAAGAGGACAAGCCCCUUCGCUCCGUUGACAAGCCCGUCGUGGUGAAGAUGCUGAAGAGCGUACAAGUGGAGCCUGGAGAGACUGCGCAUUUUGAGAUCCAAUUCAAGGAUCAGCCUGGAUUGGUUACUUGGCUGAAGGACAACAAGCCGCUAGAAGAUCGUUUGGCUGAUCGCAUUACCCAAACUGCAGCUCCAAUGAACUCCUACCGUUUGGACAUUAAGAAUUGCAGCGAGACUGAUGCCGGAACUUACACCAUUCGGGCUCAGUCUGCAUCCGAGACAACAACUGUAUCGGCUCAAUUAGCAGUGGGCCAAGUUGCUGGGCUCGAUGAAACGAAAACCAAUACGGAGCCAGCAUUUUUGGUCAGCCUAAAGGAUGCUGAAAUGAUUGAGAACACGCUGUUCCGAUUUAUGAUCAAGAUUAAGGGUGACCCCAAGCCCAGAGUGAAAUUCUUCAAGGACAACGUGGAAAUCCUGGAGAUCAAUGAUCGCAUUCAGAUCAUCCGGGAGAAGGACUAUCUCGGCUUCUAUGAACUGGUCAUUGCCGACGUCCAGAAGUCGGAUGCUGGAACCUACACCUGCAAGGCCACCAAUAAGUUUGGAGAAGCCACCUGUGAGGCUGUGGCCACCACAGUGGAGGACAAAAAUCCGUUUGGCGCUCUUAGUGGACAAAUCCUACCAGCUGGUGAGAAGCCCGUCUUCUCCUGGAAGCGCAAUGGCGAGGAGUUCGAUCCCGAGGAGCGAUUCAAGGUGCUCUUCGGCGAGGAUGAGGACUCCCUGGCCCUGGUCUUCCAGCACGUAAAGCCCGAGGAUGCCGGCAUCUACACCUGCGUUGCUCAAACCUCUACUGGUAACAUCUCGUGCAGUGCCGAGCUUUCGGUCCAGGGCGCCAUCCAGACCCUGAACCGGGAGCCCGAGAAGCCCACCCUGGUGAUCGAGCACCGCGAGGCCAACGCCAGCAUCGGCGGCUCGGCUAUUUUGGAGCUCCAGUGCAAGGGCUUCCCCAAGCCGGCGGUGCAGUGGAAGCACGACGGUGAGGUCAUCCAGGUGGACGACAGGCACAAGUUCAUGUACGAGGAUGAGCAGAGUAUGUCUCUGGUCAUCAAGAAUGUGAGCACAGCGGAUGCUGGAGAGUACACCAUAGAGGCUAUCAACGAGUUGGGCCAGGAUGAGUCCUCCAUUAAUUUGGUGGUGAAAGCUCCUCCUAAAAUUAAGAAAAUCACGGAUAUUACCUGCUCUGCUGGCGAGACGAUCAGGAUGGAAAUCGAAGUCGAGGGCUUCCCGCAACCCACCGUCCAGGUGACCAACAACGGCAAGGACAUCACCACGGAGAGCAACGUCAAGAUCUCCUCUAGCUCCAUUGGCAAGAGCCUGGAGAAGGUCGUGGUCGAGGUUAAGGAGAUCAAACUGUCGCAGGCGGGCAACUACUCCAUUAAGGCCACCAACGAUCUUAGCCAAACAUCCGAGUACUGGAGCUGUACGGUCAAGUCGAAGCCGGUGAUUGUGAAGCACUUCGAGAGUGAGUACAUCCACGGCGAAAAGGAGAAUGUACAGAUGACGGUGCGCAUCGAUGCCUAUCCGGAGGCCAAUCUGAUUUGGUAUCACGAUGAGACCGAGAUCAAGAUCACCGACUCCAAGUACACGGUGACCAGUGACGGCAACGCCUACACCCUCAAGAUCACGGGAGCCACUCGUGUGGAUGCCGGAAAGUACACGGUCAAAGCCUCCAACGAGCACGGCUCAGCUACAAGCUCAACGGAUCUUCUGAUCAAGUGCACGCCGGAGUUUACCCGGAAACUGAACAACAUCACGGUGACCGAGGGCGACUGCAACGUGGAGCUCGUGGUCGGUGUGGAUGCCUAUCCGCGCCCACACGCCAAGUGGUACAUCGACGGCAUCGAAAUCGACGAGAAGAGAAAUGACUUCCGUCACGUAGAGGAGGGCAAUGACUACAAGCUGAUCCUCAACCAAGCAGCUACCAACAUGCAGGGCACCUACACCUGCAAGCUGAUGAACGACUAUGGCAAGCUUGAGGAUAACUGUGUGGUCACCGUCAACUGCAAACCCAAGGUGAAGCGUGGUCUUAAGAACAUUGAAGUCCAGGAGGGCAAAUCCUUUACCUUGGAAGUCGAAGUCUACAGCGAGCCGGAAGCCAAAAUUAAAUGGUUCAAGGAUGGUCAUGAGAUUCAUGAAGAUGCUCGCAUUAAAAUCUCUCGGGAUACCCAGCGUAUUGAGAACUACUAUCUGACUCUGAACCUGGCCAGGACCGAAGAUGCUGGUACCUACGAGAUGAAGGCCACCAACUUUAUCGGCGAGACGACCUCCACCUGCAAGGUGGCUGUUUUAACUGGCGACUCUUUGUCCCUGGGCCAGACCGUAACUAAAACCACGAUUGCUACGACCGAAGCACCUGAAGAAGGGGCCGUUCCCGAAAUCGUUCAUGUGGAUGUCUUCCAGCAGCACAGCUUCGAGAGUGUUCCUCUCAAGUACGAGGUCAUAGCCACGGGAAUACCCAAGCCGGAGGCCAUUUGGUACCACGAUGGCAAGCCCAUCACUCCCGACAAGCACACUUCCAUUACCGUAGAUGGGGAUCAUUAUAAGCUGGAAGUGGAGUCCUUGGACAUGGUGGAUGCUGGUGAAUAUAAGGUGGUGGUGCAGAACAAGUGUGGCGAGAAGUCCCAUCAGGGAGAGCUGUCCUUGUCGGGUAUUGCCGAGUACCGCAAGCCCAUCCUCACCGCAGGACCUGGACUGAAGGACAUCAAGGUCAACAAGGGCGACAAGGUUUCCGAGCCAGUUACCUUCACUGCCGAUCCUACUCCUGAAAUUGUCCUGCUCAAGGAUGGCCAGCCAGUGAAGGAGAGCAACAACCUGAAGCUGAAAAUUGACAAGAAGGACAUUGAGAACGGCUUGGUUCAGUACACUGCCACUCUGAAUAUCCUCGAAGCCGGCAUUAAGGAUUCCGGACGCUAUGAACUGAAGGUCAAGAACAAGUACGGUGAGCUGGCCACCAGCGGCUGGAUCGAUGUCCUGGCCAAGCCGGAGAUAUCCGGACUGGAUGACCGCAAGUGUCUGCCGGGCGACACCAUUUGCUUCGAGGCUCUGGUGGAGGCCAAUCCCAAGCCCAAGGUGACCUGGACACGGGGCAAUGAGAACCUCUGCAACAACGAGAACUGCGAGGUUAUUGCCGACGUGGACGCCGACAAAUAUCGUCUGGUCUUCCAGGCAGUGUCCCCCACCGAAGAUGGCAAGUACACCAUCACGGCAACCAACAGCGAGGGUCGCUCUACUGUGGACUUUAACCUGAAUGUGUUGGUGGAGAAGCCCACAUUCAUUGUUCAGCCUGAGAGCCAGAGCAUCCAUGACUACAAGCCAGUUUCCACAAAGGUCCUGGUUCAUGGUGUGCCACUGCCAACCAUUGAGUGGUUCAAGGACGACAAGCCCAUCAACUACGAGGCUGUGAACAAGCCCAGCAAAGACAAGCUCUACAGCAAAGAGGACACCAAGAAGGGCUCCGAUCAGAUCGAAAGUGUCUUCGACAUUAAGCACUUCCGGGAGAGCGAUGUGGGAGCUUACACCUGCGUGGCCACCAAUGAGAUUGGCGUCACCAAAGCACCCUUUAAACUGGGAAUGCUGGCCCUUGCUCCCAGCUUUGUCAAGAAACUGGACAAUGCUCUGGAUGUCCUGCAGGGUGAACCUCUGGUCCUGGAGUGCUGUGUGGAUGGCAGUCCCCUGCCCACAGUUCAGUGGCUCAAGGAUGGAGAUGAAGUCAAGCCGAGCGAGGGAGUAAAAAUCUCCACGAGCCCUGAUGGCUUGGUCAAGUUGGAGAUCACCGAUUGCCAGCCCAACGAUUCGGGAGCUUACAAGCUUAUCCUCUCCAAUCCCCAUGGCGAAAAGGUGGCACUGUGUGCUGUGGCCGUUAAACCUGAGGAGAUCCAGCCUAAGUUCAUCAAACCCAUUGCCAGCCAAAAGGUUGUGGUUGGCGAGCCCCUGAAGCUGGAAGCCCAGGUCACUGGUUUCCCUGCUCCCGAGGUCAAGUGGUACAAGGAUGGCAUGCAACUGCGUCCCACCCCGGAGAUCAACUUCAUCAACAAUCCCAAUGGCCAAAUUGGAUUGAGCAUCGAUUCUGCUCAGCCCCAAGAUGCUGGUCUGUACAAGUGUGUGAUUGCCAAUAAGGGCGGUGAAGUGGAGGGUGCCUCCAAGGUGGAAAUCGUGCCCAAGGAAUCGAAACCCGCCUUUGUGGCCGAACUGCAGGAUUCCUCCAGCAUCGAAGGAUUCCCCGUCAAGAUGGACGUCAAGGUGGUUGGUUUCCCCAAACCGAAGCUUCAAUGGUUCCACAACGGGCAUGAAAUCAAGCCCGAUCCCAGCCAUGUAGCCAUUGUGGAGAAUCCGGACAACAGUGUGAGCCUGAUUAUCGAGAAGACAGUUCCCAAUGACUCUGGUCUAUACGAGGUCAUUGCCCAGAACCCCGAGGGUUCCACCGCCUCCAAAGCCAAACUUUACGUGGCUCCCAAGGCUGACGAGACCGCCGCCGAGGAGGCUCCGCAGUUUGUGUCCGCUCUGCGUGAUGUGAAUGCGGAUGAAGGCCAGGAACUGGUGCUGUCCGCUCCGUUUAUUGCCAACCCAAUGCCCGAGGUUAUCUGGUCUAAGGAUGGUGUAACCCUGGCCCCCAGUGAGCGCCUCUUGAUGACCUGCGACGGAAAGCACAUCGGCCUGAGCAUCAAGCCGGCCGAGGCUGCCGAUUCCGGCAAUUACACCUGCCUCCUGGCCAAUCCAUUGGGCGAGGACACCUCCGCCUGCAACGCCAACGUCCGCAAGGUUUACAAGCCUCCGGUGUUCACCCAGAAGAUUUCCGACCAACAACAGGUGUUUGGCAAUAACGCCAAGAUCCCUGUGACAGUAUCCGGUGUUCCCUACCCGGAUCUGGAGUGGUACUUCCAGGACAAGCCCAUUCCCAAGUCGGACAAGUACAGCAUCAAGAACGACGGCGAUCACCACAUGUUGAUUGUCAACGAUUGCCAGAAGGAGGACCAGGGUGUUUACAAGUGCAUAGCCAGCAACAGGGAGGGCAAGGACAUCACCCAGGGACGCCUGGAUAUUGUCAACGAAAUCAAGAAGCAUUCGCGCUCGGAGCCUCCAGUAUUCCUGAAGAAGAUCGGCGACUGCGAUAUCUACGAAGGCAUGGUAGCCAAGUUCACCGCCUGUGCCACUGGCUACCCGGAGCCUGAGGUGGAGUGGUUCAAGAACGACCAGAAGUUGUUCCCCUCGGACCGUUUCCUGAUCGAUGUGGAGCCCAAUGGUCUGCUGAGACUGACCAUCAAAAAUGUGACCGAAUACGACGUGGGUCGCUACUCCUGCCGUAUUUUCAAUCCCUACGGAGAUGAUAUCUGCCAUGCUGAGCUCUUCUAUGACUCUUUGGAUAGCCAGCAGAAGCCUCUGGAGGAUCAAUACACCGACUUCAAGAAGUACAAGAAGUCUGGAGCUCCACCACCAUUGUCGGAGGGUCCUAUUAUCUCCCGCAUGACCGAUAGGGGUUUGCUGUUGUCUUGGAAUCCAUCGGUUCCUCUGACUCCCCGCUAUCCCAUCACUUAUCAGAUCGAAAUGAUGGAUCUGCCAGAUGGCGAAUGGCGUACUUUGAGAACUGGCGUGCGUAGCUGUGCCUGCGAUAUCCGUAACCUGGAACCUUUCAGAGAUUACAGAUUCAGGAUUCGCGUGGAAAACAAAUUUGGUGUGAGCGAUCCUAGUCCCUACACCCAGACCUAUAGGCAAAAACUGGUGCCAGAGCCACCGAAAACUUACACCUACUUGCCGCCAGGCACUGACUUCAGGCCGGAAACGUCUCCUUACUUCCCCAAGGACUUUGAUAUUGAAAGACCACCCCAUGAUGGCCUGGCACAGGCUCCUCAGUUCCUUCUUCGAGAGAACGAUAUAAGCUACGGAGUCAAGGGACACAACACUGAGUUGAUGUGGUUCGUUUAUGGUUAUCCCAAGCCCAAGAUGACCUACUACUUUGAUGAUAUGAUCAUUGAAUCGGGAGGCAGAUUCGAUCAGAGCUACACCCGCAAUGGCCAGGCAACACUCUUUAUCAACAAAAUGCUGGACCGUGAUGUUGGCUGGUAUGAAGCCGUGGCCACCAACGAGCAUGGAGAGGCCAGGCAGAGGGUGAGGCUGGAAAUUGCCGAGCAUCCUAGGUUCCUGAAGCGACCGGACGAGACCUUCAUCAUGGCCCGUAAGAAUGGAAGAAUCGAGGCCAAGCUGGUGGGCAUCCCGCUGCCCGAAGUGCACUGGUACAAGGACUGGAAGCCAAUUGCCGAAUCCUCAAGGAUUAAGAUCAGCUCCUACGACCCGGAUAUUUAUGUGCUCUCCAUUCACGAUUCCAUCAUCAAGGACGGUGGCCUGUAUUCGAUCAGUGCCAGGAACAUUGCCGGCUCCAUUAGCACCUCGGUGACAGUGCACAUUGAGGAGAACGAGGACCAGUACAUCUACAAGACCUACGGAAGGCAUCCGUAUGUGCGCUCCAAGCAGCUGCGCUACCAGGACAAAUACGACAUCGGAGACGAGUUGGGACGCGGCACCCAGGGCAUCACCUACCACGCCGUGGAGCGGGCCACUGGCGACAACUAUGCCGCCAAGAUCAUGUACGGUCGUCCCGAGUUGCGUCCUUUCAUGCUGAACGAGCUGGAAAUGAUGAACAUGUUCAACCACAAGAACCUGAUCCGUCCGUACGACGCCUACGACACCGAUCGCAGUGUCACCCUCAUCAUGGAACUGGCAGCUGGCGGAGAGCUGGUCAGGGAUAAUCUCCUGCGUCGCGACUACUACACAGAGAGGGACAUUGCCCACUACAUCAGGCAGACACUGUGGGGUCUGGAGCACAUGCACGAACUUGGAGUCGGUCACAUGGGUCUUACGAUUAAGGACCUUCUGAUUUCCGUGGUCGGUGGCGAUUACAUUAAGGUCUCCGACUUUGGCUUGGCCCGCAAGAUCAACAAGCAUAAUCUGUCCACCUUGGACUACGGCAUGCCGGAGUUCGUUUCUCCCGAAGUCGUAAACAAGGAGGGAGUUAACUUCUCCCACGACAUGUGGUCCGUGGGCUUGAUUACCUACGUCCUGCUCGGCGGCCACAACCCCUUCCUGGGCAUAGACGACAGGGAAACUCUGACCAAGAUUCGCGAGGGUCGUUGGGACUUCAAGGACGAGAUCUGGACUCAUAUCUCUGACGAUGGCCGCGACUUCAUCAGUCGCUUGCUGCUCUACAGCCCUGAAGAGCGUAUGGAUGUGAAGACGGCUCUGAAGCACCCCUGGUUCUUCAUGCUGGAUCGCCAGAUCACCGACCACGACUACCAGAUCCGCACCGAUCGUCUAAGGAACUACUACGACCACUUCAGGGACUGGUAUGCCAAUGCCUCCUGCAAGAACUACUUCCGCCGGCGUCGCCUCAGCGGCUGCUUCCAGCAUCCCUCCAAGAUGGUCUAUCCUCCGGGUCACGUUUACACUCCGGAGAAUACUCCAGAACCCCUACCAGAGCCAAGGAAGAGGGCCAAGCGCGAAGAGGUCGUAUCGAAGUACUUGCAUCCUGACUACGAGCUGGGUUUGAUUCAAUCGGAGAGUCACUACCAGUACGGACCGGACACUUAUCUCCUGCAAUUGCGGGACGUCAACUUCCCCGUGAGAUUGCGUGAGUACAUGAAGGUGGCUCACCGACGUUCUCCUUCGUUUGCGCUGAACGAUUCCGUGGAUUGGUCUCUUCCUGUGAUCCGCGAGAGACGUCGUUUCACCGACAUCAUGGACGAGGAGAUCGAUGACGAGCGCACCCGCAGCCGCAUCAGCAUGUACGCCGCCAACGACUCCUACUCCAUCCGACGUCUUCGCACUGAGCUGGGACCCCGAUUGGAUGAGUACACCGAGGCAGAGGCUAUGAUCGAGACCCAGCGAGAGGGCUACCCGCCCUUCUUCAGGGAGAAGCCCCAGACGAUCGCCAUCACCGAGAAUCAGCCCAGUCACAUCCACUGCUUUGCUGUGGGCGAUCCCAAGCCGUGUGUGCAGUGGUUCAAGAAUGACAUGGUGCUGUCUGAGAGCAAGAGGAUCAAGAUCUCGGUCGAUGAAGAUGGUCGCUCCAUCCUGCGCUUCGAGCCCGCCCUACACUUUGAUGUGGGAGUCUACAAGGUAGUGGCCCGAAACAAGGUUGGCCAGACUGUGGCCAGAUGCCGCAUUGUGGUGGCCACCCUGCCCGAUGCUCCCGACUCGCCGGAGAUAUCCGCCAACAGUGGCACGGAGAUUCUGCUGCGGUGGAAGCAGCCCCGAGAUGACGGACACUCCACGGUGCUCUGCUACAGCCUCCAGUACAAGCUGAGCAACUGCGAUGCCUGGACCACGGUGGCGGAUAAUAUUGACCACGAAUUCUAUCUAUUGCACGACCUGCAGCCAAACACCAGCUACCAAUUCCGUUUGGCAUCCAGGAACCGCAUCGGCUGGAGCGAGAUGGGCAUCCCGGUGGCCGCCUCGACUGUGGGUGCCGAUGCGCCCAAGAUUCACAUCACCAAGGCCAUGAAGCAUUUACAGCAGCUCACCGAGAACGGGCAGCAGGUGGUGCCCGAAGAGGAACGGGUCCACACCGACUAUCACUGCGAACGGGAGCCCCCCAACUGGGUCACCGACUCCUCCGUAAGCGACAAGUACAGCUUCAUCUCGGAGAUUGCCCGCGGCCAGUUCAGCACCAUCGUGAAGGGCAUCCAGAAGUCCACCGACACCGUGGUGGUGGCCAAGAUUCUGGAGGUGACCGACGAAAACGAGGAUAAUGUCGUGGCCGAGUUCGACAACUUCAAGACACUGCGCCACGAGAGGAUUCCGGCUUUGUUCGCCGCCUACAAGCCCCUCAACGUCCCAAUCGCCAUCUUUGUGAUGGAGAAGCUGCAGGGCGCCGAUGUCCUGACCUACUUCAGCAGCCGCCACGAGUACUCCGAGCAGAUGGUGGCCACCGUGAUCACCCAGCUGCUGGAUGCCCUCCAAUAUCUACACUGGCGCGGCUACUGCCACUUGAACAUCCAGCCCGAUAACGUGGUAAUGGCCUCUGUUCGCUCCAUUCAGGUCAAGCUGGUGGACUUUGGAUCGGCCAAGAAGGUCAACAAGCUGGGCGUGAAGGUCACUCCCUGCGGUUCGCUGGACUUCCAGCCGCCGGAGAUGAUCAACGAUGAGCCGAUCUUCCCGCAGAGUGACAUCUGGUCGGUGGGCGUGCUGACCUACCUGCUCCUGUCCGGAUCCAGUCCAUUCCGCGGCGGCGACGAGUACGAGACCAAGCAGAACAUCUCCUUUGUGCGGUACAGGUUCGAGAAUCUCUUCAAGGAAGUUACCCCAGAAGCCACACGAUUCAUUAUGCUGCUCUUCAAACGUCAUCCCACAAAACGACCAUACACCGAAGAUUGCUUGGAACACAGGUGGCUCAUGUCCUCCGACUACAUGGUCAGGAAACGCGAACGAGCCAUCUUUUUGGGCAGCCGUCUAAAGACGUUCUGCGAUGAAUACCAUGACCUAAAGAACGCCACCGCUACGUCAUCCAAGGUCCUGAACACGGUCGCCGGAGGACCCACUCCCACUCAACUACUUCGAUCGAAUAGCAUCCAAGAGGAACUGCUCACCACAUUUUAGUCAAUUAGCUCCGAAGUAGUGUUAAGCGAGAAUGUUGUUUUUAUUUCUUGUAUAUAUGGAAUAUAAAUAAUUAUACAACAUCCGAAUUCUAUAUAUAUAAAUAUAUUAUCUGGUUAAUUAAAUCGAAAAUCA
This is a messenger RNA of Drosophila bipectinata, 12999 nucleotides long. The record is from RefSeq and is a predicted model, not a curated record. NCBI's taxonomy places the organism in Eukaryota, Metazoa, Arthropoda, Insecta, Diptera, Drosophilidae.